Molecule: messenger RNA, 1122 nt
Organism: Zygosaccharomyces rouxii
Lineage: Eukaryota; Fungi; Ascomycota; Saccharomycetes; Saccharomycetales; Saccharomycetaceae
Gene: MSW1
Product: tryptophan--tRNA ligase MSW1
Exons: 1
Coding region: 1-1122 (373 amino acids)
Biological process (GO): mitochondrial tryptophanyl-tRNA aminoacylation
Cellular component (GO): mitochondrial matrix; mitochondrion
Molecular function (GO): tryptophan-tRNA ligase activity; ATP binding
Source: RefSeq, a predicted model, not a curated record
AUGUUGAGACAUGGUUGCAGGGUUGCAGUGGCUAAAAGAUUUUCUAGCACUGUUCAAAGAGUCGACUACAAACUAGAUGCUCGAGACAUUCCAAACGAUGCGACUAUCUUCAGUAUGAUUCAACCUACAGGUAAAUUCCAUUUAGGUAACUAUUUGGGAGCCACAAGAGUAUGGCAAGAUCUAUGUGACCUCAAACAGCCAGAUCAAAAGCUUCUCUUUGGUAUUGCUGAUUUGCAUGCCCUGACUAUACCCAAACCUAAUGUACAAGAGUUUCGUCAAUUUAGAAAUGAAGCCAUUGCAAGUAUCCUAGCAGUAGGAGUCGAUCCUCAAAGAGCUACUGUAAUGCAUCAAUCUUCGAUUCCUCAGCAUAGCCAAUUGCAUUGGUUACUUUCCACGCUGGCGUCAAUGGGGUAUUUGAAUAGAAUGACUCAGUGGAAAUCCAAAUCAAAUUUGAAGCAACCGACUUUGGAUGCUGGUGCUAUUGGGAACGUUAAAUUGGGAUUAUUUUCAUAUCCUGUCCUACAAGCGGCAGAUGUCUUGAUCUAUCGAGCUACACAUGUUCCUGUAGGUGACGACCAAAGUCAACAUCUCGAAUUAACAAGAUAUUUGGCAGAACAGUUUAACAGCACAUACAAGACUGAUUACUUUCCAUUGCCCAAAACCUUAUUGGCUCCUACCAAGAAAAUAUUGAGUUUAGCCUCUCCAGACAAGAAGAUGUCCAAGAGUGAUACAAAUCAAGAAUCUGUAAUAUAUGUGAACGACGAACCUAAUGUAAUUGCUAAGAAGAUUAGAAAAGCCGUUACAGAUUCUAUAAUGGACCAUUUUAACUAUGAUCCUGUGAAUAGACCAGGUGUGUCGAAUUUAAUUAAUAUCAUCAGCGGUAUCCAAAGAAAAUCCAUACAGGAAGUAGAAAAGGACGUUUCUCACAUGAAUAAUUUCAAGGAUUUCAAAAACUAUGUAACAGAAGUUAUUGUCGAAGAGCUAAAAGGUCCAAGGGAACAAUUUGCUAGAUUUAUGAAAGAACCAGGGUACCUUGAUCAAGUCGUAAAGCGUGGAACUGAGGAAGCUCAAGAAUUAGCAGAAAAUAAUUAUAAAGAAAUUGCGAAAAUCGUAGGGUUAUAA